This is a messenger RNA of Hippocampus zosterae (dwarf seahorse), 2899 nucleotides long. It is a transcript of the gene slc16a7, whose product is annotated as solute carrier family 16 member 7. Gene Ontology annotation, cellular component: membrane. Lineage: Eukaryota; Metazoa; Chordata; Actinopteri; Syngnathiformes; Syngnathidae. Gene Ontology annotation, molecular function: monocarboxylic acid transmembrane transporter activity. The transcript is spliced from 6 exons. Gene Ontology annotation, biological process: transmembrane transport; monocarboxylic acid transport. The record is from RefSeq and is a predicted model, not a curated record. Bases 92 to 1609 code for a protein of 505 amino acids.
UGCCCCGAGGCUUUAGUCCGCGAGGACAAUCUGCUGCUAAAAGUUGAGCCAGCCAGGAGGAUCCUCGAUCGAGCGUUUUCAAGCACACGUGAUGAGAUCAGAAGUCUUUCAGCAGUACCUCUCUGAAGAAGCCGGUCACACUCAUACUCAACUGCACACUUCCCGGGCCAGCCAAUUCACAUCCACUCAAGCCAACAUGGCCGCAAAAGCAGCCAGGAAUCUGGGCUACAUUCCGCCAGAUGGAGGCUGGGGCUGGGCCAUCGUCUUGGCCUCCUUCAUCUCCAUCGGAUUUGCCUACGCCUUUCCUAAGUCGCUCACCAUCUACUAUCAUGAGAUUCAGGAAUAUUUCUCAGUUUCCUACAGCCAGAUUGCCUGGGUGUCCUCGGUCAUGCUGGCGUCCAUGUAUGCGGCAGGGCCAGUGAGUAGCAUUCUUGUCAAUCGCUUUGGCAGCAGGCCCGUGGUCAUGGUUGGUGGGCUCAUGGUUUGCUCUGCCAUGGUUCUCGCCUCUUUUGGAACGUCUAUUGUCCAUCUGUAUCUCUGUGUUGGCGUCAUUGGAGGUUUCGGCCUUGCCUUGAAUCUGCAGCCGGCUCUGACCAUCAUUGGCACCUACUUCCAUGCGAAGAGGCCGCUGGCCAACGGGCUGGCGAUGACAGGAAGUCCAGUGGUCCUCUUCACUCUGGCUCCACUUAAUCAGUUUCUCUUUGAUUCUUUCGGCUGGAGAGGAAGCUUCCUGAUCCUGGGAGCCCUGCUUUUGAACUGCUGUGUUGCCGGUUCGCUAAUGAGACCCGUCAACAAAGAAGUCCCCGCUGAACUCCAACGUGAGCCAUGUGAAAGCGACGGGGCACAGCAAGUCCCAGAGGAUAACCCACGAGGUGUAGAAAUCCAAAACGAGAGACACGAAAAGGGGUGUAUCGACGUCUCCCUCUUCAAACACCGGGGAUUCCUCAUUUACCUCAUCGGUAACGUGCUCAUGUUUUUUGGCUUUUUUGCACCUGUGGUUUUUCUGGCCCCGUAUGCCAAACAUCUAGGCGUCGAUGAGUAUUCAGCGGCGUUCUUGCUCUCCAUCUUCGCUCUCGUGGACGUGUUUGUUAGACCGGCAACGGGCUUGCUCGGCAAUACAAAAUGGAUCCGGCCCAGGAUUCAGUAUUUAUUCAGUUUUGCCGUUUCCUACAACGGGGUGUGUCAACUUUUGUGCCCUCUGGCAUCCGGGUAUGUGGGCCUGGUGGUUUAUGUCGUCUUUUUUGGGAUGGCCUUUGGGAUGGUCUGCUCUCUGCUCUUCGAAGUGUUGAUGGACCUCGUGGGAGCUCACCGCUUCUCCAGCGCGGUUGGACUCGUCACCAUUAUCGAGUGUGGCCCGGUGCUUCUAGGUCCUCCGCUUUCAGGAGCUCUGGUAGAUAUUUUGGGGGACUACAAAUACAUGUACUACGCCUGUGGUGUGUUUAUGCUGGUACCCGGCAUAUUUUUCUUCAUCAUGCAUUACUACAACUACAAGAGACUGGAUGAGGAACAGAGGCGUCAGCAGUCUGCACAGAUGAGGACGUGUGGAGAGGCUGUACAGACGAAAAUGGACCAAGCGGGAACACAGCGGGAACGGGAAUUUGCUGUAUAGGAUGAGAGUAAGUGUAGACUCGAGAGACUGCUUGGUGUCAUUGCAGAAAACACAGAGAUAAAACAAAAAAAACCCCUCAACAUUUCAUACCUCAGAUAAAAACUAUUUGACAUAGAUUAUCUGUAGAGGAAUAUUUGUUUGUUUGUUAUUUCUGUAAGUGUGGCCUUUUUGGUUGGAGACACCUUUUUUAAUCACCUUAAUACAACUAGAUGGCAGCAGACACCAACAUGAAAACUGCCCCAUUGUAUAAUCUGAAAAUGUUUUUUUUCUUCUUUUGGCUUCUUUUAAUGAAAAAUGGGGUGAAAUUUCUUCUCAUGGCCUUAUUUUUGUACGUGUGAGUGGUCAAAGGAAUGCAUUGUAUUGAGCCGUCGGCGACACUGCGCUACAAAAGGGCAUAGGCGCUACUUUGUUAUUUCCCAUUUCACAUUUGUUUUCACAAUACAGUACAUCCAAAACAAGUGUACAGAAUUGACAUAAGAGUGAGCAAUUAGGGAAAGUUGAGGAAAAGAGUAAGGGUAUAGUGUGACAUUUGCAUGGGACCAUUUCAUGUCAUCCAAUGGAAGAGCCGUAUCAAGAAAAUGUGGCUUGGCCGAGAUGGCAAUGGUCAAUUGGGUUCGAAACCAUAUUUAUUGACUUACACCCUUUUCUCAAAAGACGCUGACGAUCAAUCCUGCACUGAAAACCAAAACAUCCAAGAUGUGCAAUUUGACAGCAUGCUGUAAAAGACGUGGAUAUGCUGUCAUUUCAUAUGCACAGUGAGUGUUGCGAUUACAUAUUACAUGACAACCGUUGUGAAAGCUGGCUGAAAAAAACAGGCACCAUUUUCUUAAGUAUUCAGCAGUGCAAAAAAAAAAAUUUAGUCUGUGCACAAGUGAAAAUGUGUUUUAGUCACUCACAGCCUUUGUUUCAGUUAAGCUGCACAAACCCUUUGUGACAUUGUGACCCGCAGGUCAGCACUCACCGACUUGCUCAAGCAAGUGGACCCAGCCAUGACGUGGUAGGCGUGCUUGUGACUUCUUUUUUAGGAUGGCAGCUCCUGGUUCCAAUCUUGGCGAGUCAUUUGUCUCUCUGUUUUGGGGAGGAAUUCUGUUCUUGGAUUAACUUCAUUUUUUAGAAGCUACAAUCAUGUCUCACUUUAAUGUGGUUCAGUGUUUGCUGUCUCAUUGUAUCGCGAACUCAUAAGUUGUACAUAUCUAAUAUGAUGUCACGGAUUUGUCACUCCUCGACCAUGAUCAUUUUUUUCCACGAGCCAGAAGGAAAAUAGUUCAUAGAAGAAAGAGAAUGUCAGAA